AUGGAGUCUGUCAUUGGAGCCAUUUCUGCAGAGGGAGAGUGGAGCUCUCUUGGUGGUAAUGGUGGUAUGUACACCACAACAGAGGAGGCUGAUUUCAUGGCACAAUUGCUGGAUAACUGUUCCGUUGAUCCGCUCGACCUGGGUUUAGGCUUCGAUGUUCAAUCAAGCUUCUGGGCAUCAUCAGGAGUACUCAAUUAUAAUAAAUUAGGCUCAUACUGUAAUGCUGAUAAUAAUACUAAUUCAUUUGGUUUUUCACAAGGGAGUACUAGUUAUAGUACUGGCACUACUACUAGUAGUGUCCAGUUUCUCCAUGAUUCGAGCCAAGAGAGCUUCUACUUGAGCGAUUCAAACCCGAUUGUUUCGAUGGAUUAUUUCGGUAUGACAGAUCCUGCUGCCACAAACAAUGCUGCUGCAUAUCUGAUUGAAGUUGAUGAUAGCACCAGCUUGAACCAAGAUAUGAGUGAUGGUAAUGCAGAUGAUGAUCAGUCUGCUAAAAGGCUAUCGGAAUCUGCCAAGAAUACGCGGCAAAUGCAAAUGGAAUCAUUAGAGAUGCAAAUUGCAGAACCAGCUGCAGCAGAAGAUAAGAGUUCUAGGAAAAGGUCGCAGAGUACGAGCGAUGUUCAAAAGAGUAAGAGGAAUGUGAAAUCAAAGAAGAAUGAGAAGAAUGAGGAGGAUGAAAAUGCAGCUGUGUUUAACAGGCAAAGCACAAGCAGCUGUUGCUCGGAGGACGACGGGACGAGUGGUUCUCAGGAGUUUAAUAAUGGAGGAGAAAGUUGCAGCUUGAGCUCAAAAGGGAAUUCUGCCCUCAACUUGAAUGGCAAAACAAGAGCAAGCAGAGGUGCAGCGACUGAUCCCCAGAGCCUCUAUGCAAGGAAGAGAAGAGAGAGAAUAAAUGAAAGGCUGAGGAUUCUACAGAACCUAGUCCCAAAUGGAACAAAGGUUGAUAUCAGUACAAUGCUUGAAGAAGCUGUGGAGUAUGUCAAGUUCUUGCAGCUUCAAAUUAAGCUCUUGAGCUCAGAUGAUCUAUGGAUGUAUUCUCCCAUUGCUUACAAUGGAAUGAACAUUGGACUUGACCUUAAAAUCCCAACUUACAAAGAUGACUCUAAAAGAUAA
This is a messenger RNA of Tripterygium wilfordii, 1113 nucleotides long. RefSeq names its product transcription factor RSL2-like. Gene Ontology annotation, molecular function: DNA-binding transcription factor activity, RNA polymerase II-specific; protein dimerization activity; RNA polymerase II cis-regulatory region sequence-specific DNA binding. The record is from RefSeq and is a predicted model, not a curated record. Gene Ontology annotation, biological process: regulation of transcription by RNA polymerase II. NCBI's taxonomy places the organism in Eukaryota, Viridiplantae, Streptophyta, Magnoliopsida, Celastrales, Celastraceae. Bases 1 to 1113 code for a protein of 370 amino acids. The transcript has 4 exons. Gene Ontology annotation, cellular component: nucleus.